Chaetomium fimeti is the source of this 1900-nucleotide messenger RNA. RefSeq lists its product as uncharacterized. Gene Ontology annotation, cellular component: mitochondrial outer membrane; endoplasmic reticulum membrane; lipid droplet. Gene Ontology annotation, biological process: ergosterol biosynthetic process. The record is from RefSeq and is a predicted model, not a curated record. The coding region runs from base 425 to 1825 and encodes 466 amino acids. The transcript has 2 exons. NCBI's taxonomy places the organism in Eukaryota, Fungi, Ascomycota, Sordariomycetes, Sordariales, Chaetomiaceae. Gene Ontology annotation, molecular function: 3-beta-hydroxysteroid 3-dehydrogenase (NADP+) activity.
CAAGUAUCGAAAUCAAUCUUGAAUUAAAGUACCUACCUUGAUAAAAUCAUUCUGUUGACUUGGAACUACCACCUAUGUGCCAUAUACCUUGUUAUCUAUUUCCUUUCUAAAAUGCGGAGGGAUACACAAAACUAUCCAUAUUUUUUCGUUCCCCUUCCGUUCUGCAGCACCAGCUUCGGAUCCCUGCACGCGCAUGUGUCCCCCCUGUCGUAGUCAACUCCAAGAUUUGUGUGGAAAUUUAGGUUCCCCUUGGCGACCCAGAACUGCGGUCAACAAACUAGAGAGCCUCCGGUUGACACAUAGGAGCAACUACCGCCCGCCAGACCAUUCCUAAUACCCAAGAGACCGUUUAUGUAGGCGCGGUCUGCAGCCAAACCUACAUUUUACGGCCAGAAACCGAGUUAUUUCCGAGAACACCACAAUUAUGGCACCAGCCCCUUGGGAUGCAGUUCCAGCCGAAAACACCUUGUUCGUCCUGGUGACGGGGGGGAAUAGCGGCAUUGGUUUCGGAAUUGGCGAGCGCCUUAUCGACGAGUACCUCACCACCCGCUCCCUGUCCUCACAUCUCGUCGUAAUCCCCACCACGCGAAGUACCAAAAAAUCACAAGAAACGAUCGACGGCCUCCGGAAACAUACCAAGGAAUUUGCGGAAACAUCGGCAGCCCUCCGUGCUCGUGGAGGGCCAAACUACGACCCGAGACAGACCACACAGCGCGUCCACAUUCUCAGCGUCCAGCUCGACCUAUGCAGCCUGCCGUCCAUCCGCCGCUGUGCGGGUCAGCUUGUCUCCGGGACUCUCAGCAGCCCUAGUGACGAUGCCAAUUUCGUGUCUAUCUCCGACGUCAAGAUCCCGCGCCUGGAUUCCAUCAUCUUCAACGCCGGAAUGGGGGGCUGGUACGGGCUGAACUGGCCCAAGGUCUUCCACAACAUCCUCACCAAGGGUCUCGUCAACGCCACAACAUGGCCAACAUUCAAGGGCGGUCUGAGCGGGUACCAAAUCGACCCGAUACACGGGGCAAAGGGGGGGAAAGGCACGGCGCAGAUGGGCGAGGUCUUUUGCGCCAACGUAUUCGGGCACUACGUGUUCGCGCAGCGACUGGUGCCGCUCCUAACGCGCCCCGCCGACAGCGCCCUACCGCCGGGCCGCAUCAUCUGGGAAUCGAGCGUGGAAGGGGACUGGGAGAGCCUCUCGCAGGACGAUUUCGAAGCGGUCAAGACGGAGGCGGCGUAUGAGUCGACCAAACGCCUAACCGACCUCAUGGCGCUGACCGCCACGCUGCCGACCUCCAAGCCCUCCGUCACCAAAUACCUCACCACCACCACCACCCCCCCUCAAACCCAACCGCCCAAGAUCUACCUCGUCCACCCGGGCGUCGUCCAAACCACCCUCUUCCCGCUCAACGCCUUCAUGUUCUUCUGGUACAACAUCGUGCUGUACGUGGCGCGGUGGCUGGGGUCGCCGUGGCACCCGAUCACGGCGUACAACGGGGCGUGCGCGCCCGUGUGGGUGGCGCUGCAGGAGCAGGGGUGGCUGGACGGGGCGCGGGCGGAGCGGGUCAAGUGGGGGACCAGCACGGACCGGCGCGGCGAGUGCCGGGUCAAGAAGACCGAGGUGGACGGCUGGGGAUGGGAGGGCCGCGUCGAGGAGGUGCGCGCCCUGAAGCGCGAGCACAAGCUCUCCGGCCGCCGGCCCGGCGCGGUGGAUGUUACCGAGGAGAAGCUGGCUGGGUUUGGGGAGUUGGGGGCCGAGUGCUGGAGGAGGAUGGAGGAGUUGAGGGAGAAGUGGGAGGAGAGGGCAGAUGCGGCUGAGGCUGGGCGGUCGUAAUGGCCUCGGUGUGGGGGGUGAUGAAGUAGAGGUUCGCGGUGAGGUAUAUAUUAUUGUAAUGGUAAUGUCGAGGGG